Molecule: messenger RNA, 2881 nt
Organism: Stylophora pistillata
Lineage: Eukaryota; Metazoa; Cnidaria; Anthozoa; Scleractinia; Pocilloporidae
Source: RefSeq, a predicted model, not a curated record
GUGCUUGACGACGCUGAGAGCGAUUUGACCUAAAUAUUACGCUGAAGUGUCUUCAAAAUUACCUGCUUUUUUUUGCCAAAGUAUGACUUUUAACUGCUCCUGCUGAGAAAGCCUAACAAUGUCGGCUCAUAGUGGCGGUCUUCUGCCUCCGGACGAAUUGGCAGAUUUACACAUUUUUGUCGUUCCCUUGGAUCUGUGGCUCGAAAAAUACCGUACAGCCUUUAACAACAUUGCGUUGGAGUCCGUUUCUGCUGGAUUUGUCCGGGUUCAGCCGUAUAUUUCUUUGAACUAUCUACGAGAUCACAUCGAGGAACAACUAGGACCAGAAAUUGUUCCAGAAGACUACAUAUUCCUAAGAUCUGUUGGAAGAUGUAUGGCCGUGGUCAAAGAAAAUCAAGAGCGUUUGCUCAAAGCUAAGGACUUUUUACCCCCUGUGGCCUAUAGCCCAGAAAUUUUUAUCCUUCCUGGAACACAUGAAACUUUUGCAAGACCAGCAGAGAAUGCUACUAACACCAUUAUACAAACUCAUGGCUUCACAACAGCUGGUAUGGCGUCAAUUCAGCCUCAUCAGCUACCACCUGCAGGGCACAUUCAAAAUCCUUUAGUUCAUCAAAAUGUACUGCCAGGUGGUUAUAAUCUCCCUCAUCAAUCUGCGACACAAGGGGAGCCAGUUGGUUCUCUCAAUCGCGUUGAAAAAAGUAGCAGAUCUCAGAAAUCUGUUUCAGAAGAUGAGGGAAGCAGUGACCAUGAGAGAACACAAGAUGGUGGAAAUCAAGAGAAUGACAAGAGGCGGCAGUCGUUAGAAGAUAGAAGUGAUGGAUCCUCUGAGAAUGACAGUGGAUUAGUGGAUGAUAGGAGAGAACGUAAGAAAAAACAGAAAAAGGAAAGUUGGAAUGAACAACAGGAAGACAAAUCUUCUCUUGUUGCAUCCAAGUUGAAAAAGAACAAAAUGCAAAAGAAAGGAAGCAGUGGUUCAGAUGGAAGUAAUCAAUUAGAAACAAAAACUGUGAAGUUUAUUCAACCAGAGGUGUAUCAGACUCUGCCUGUUCCUGGUCAAAAUGGGGCAAGGGUUUCUACCCCAACACCUAUUCCAUCUGGGCGUGUCAUUUCAUCACCAUUUCCUGGCCAAGAGGCUGAACUAGUCACAGUUCCUUCUGGAAAUGUGAACUCCGCUGAUAUAAAUGUAAGUAAUAAUAAUCCAAGUGGUAAAGUUGAUGAGAAAGGUGCAACUCAUGGAGAUAGAAAGAAGAAGCCAGCUGACUCCAAAGGAGGGAAAAAGAAAAGGAGAGACAGAUCACGAUCACCUUCUGUUGAGCGAACUCAGCCUAAAGAACAGAGUGGUCAAAAGGAAGGUAGUGGAGAUGUUAUUUAUGAGGUUACCAAUGAUUCAGCUGUGUAUGGUGAAGUGACUAUGAGUCGUGUAGAUACACCUCCAAGUUUAAGUGAAGUGGAAGAGAGAUCCAAAUUUGUUCAGUUCCCUUCUCCAGCAAAAGGAGCAAGAAGGCCGCCAUUGCCUGAUGAACUGGAGUAUGGCAAUGCUUUUACCAAUGGAUUACAAGACUUGAAUGGGCGUAAUCUGCAUGAUAGUGAAGACAAUUUGGAUGACUAUCAUAAUGGUAAUGAACAGCAAGGACUGGCUGCAGAAGGAAAUAGCAACAAUGAUCAGAUGGGAUUCAAUGAUUCAGAACUAAAUGAUGAGAAGGAUAGUUCGAGGGACACACAGCAGGGUGCAGAAGGAAAUGUUGGUGCUUCAGGCAAGGACAAUAGUAAAAUGAAUACAAAAGACAAUGCAAAGAAAAUUGGUGUGAAACCAAAUGCUACAAAAGGAAAAAAAGUUGUCAAAAAACCUGCUAAAAAACCUGUGGAAAAUAUUGAAGACAAAUUCAAAAUCCCUCAGCUUCCUAAGGCCCCCACCCCACCACCCAUGAAGUACCCCAAGAGGGGUAAUAAGGAACUUGAAGCAGACACUGCAUCGGCUAAGGAGAGGAAACGCCUUGAGUUAGAGGAAUUGAAAGCCGAGUUACGAAAAGCCAAGUCUACCAGGGUGGAGAUGGAGAAGGAGAGAGAGUCAAAAGUGCGAAGAGCCAAGAUGUUGCAGAAUCAAAUGAUGCAGAAAAGGAAUCAAUCAAAGAACAUUUGGAAGAAGAAGUUUUUUGAGGAGAAGAGAAAAACAGCUGCACUGGAGGAACAAGUUAACAGACUAAGACAUGAGGUUGAUGCUCAACACAAGACUCUGAUGUCUUACUUGGAAAGUAAAGAACGAGAAAGUGGAAGACCUCAAGCUGGAGUGGACUUCAAGUCACCGUCUGAAAAGACAAACCAACGCAUGACUUUGGUACGGUUACAGCAUGAGGUUGAAGAAUUAAGGAGAAGAAUUGAAGAACUGAAAGCUAAACUUACGGCCGAGAUGAAGAAUCGUGACGCCGCCCAGAAGGAGUUGAAACAAAUUCGAGAAGAUUUGAUGGAGAAGAAGAUCAACCUUACUCUGACAAAAUCACAAAAAGGCCUGGCAACUCUGGCGAACCCGGAAAACAUUGCUGUGUGAUACGUUACGUGCGUGUGAUUCGUUACGUGUUGUGACGCGUUAUGGGAUGAAAUAGCUGCAGUGAAACCUCAAAGUUAAGAUGUGUGUUAUGUACGAUUCCAAAAACGCCUAAUAGCGGAUAAAGAAGUGGGCAAGAAGUGUUGUGAAAUAAAAUUUUGUAGGUCACUCUGUUCAAAACAGUAUUAACGUGUAUUUAUUUAUUUUAUCGAUCAUUAAUAUCUAAGAAGUGUAUCAUAUAUUUUUGACUAAGUGAGCCACUCGGCUUAAAACCAUUAUAGGUAGUUUUGCUAUAGAAAUAUUAUUGUGCCCUUGAAUAAAUUGUUAUCGUUAUUAAAA